Messenger RNA from Ectocarpus siliculosus, 1239 nucleotides. NCBI's taxonomy places the organism in Eukaryota, Phaeophyceae, Ectocarpales, Ectocarpaceae. The record is from the annotation of a GenBank genome assembly.
GAAGGAGCGGACACCCUUUCCUGACGGCUCACACAUCCACAACCUCACUCACCACAGCUCUGCGCAGCAAUAGCACAAGACGAAGCUACCAAGCAAUGAAGGCACCGACUCUUCUUCUGUGCGUAUUACCGGCAGCCUCUGGAUUUAUUCCAUCUCCUGUCGUUGUGUCGCGAACAAGCCUGGCCGACCGGCGACAGCGAGCAACAAUCGCGCAAGUCGCCACCGUCGCCAUCGACACACCGCGCACGUUGCCUAAAGGCAAGCGGGUUGUUCGGAGGAAGAAGCGACAACCCAGCCAACCCAAGCACGUGGACACUACGAACGCACCCGUUACGCUCAUCAAAUCGAAAGCGGAGUACGAUGAGAUUUUGAGACACAACAGCAACAGCCUCGUGGUGAUCAAGUUUUUCGCCCCUUGGUGCCGAAGCUGCAAGGCGUUGGACGUGAAGUACCGGCGUAUGGCAGUCGAGAACGACGAUGUGAAGUUUGUGGAGAUCGACGUACAUCAGUCUCCGGACUUGAAGAAGGUAUUAGGCGUUCGGGCAGUGCCGACGGUCAAGCUGCACGCCGGAUCCCUCGGCCAAGUAGCGAGUUUUACAUGUGGACCCCGCAAAGCACCAGAGCUAGCCCGCAAGAUACAGCUUUGCAAAGAUGUUCCAGCCUUAUCAGCACGGCUAGGAAAGGGAUCUGGCAUGAUCGAGAUGCUGGCGGACGAAUUAAACAGCGACAAGCCGGUGGCUGCAUCUUCGUUGCCGCAAGCUGGCCGAGAGGUUGGGUCAGCCGAGUCCGUCAUUGCUAAGGGGCUCAUGGAGAAGGUAGCAAAUCAAGAAAUGGCUGAGUCGAGUCAGCCAACGCUCGACGAAUUCCCGACGGAGGAUGGACUGUAACUCUUGACUUUUUUUGCCAAUUGUGUAUGUAAAUUGUGGUGUCGUCGUGUGGUUCUGUCUUUGCGUUUGAGGUUGAAUUGAAUGUGUAAAGUGGUGACGUUUGGGGAAAAUGUCUAGGCGGAAGUUUUCUGUAUUGAGUGAAUGAGUUUGGAGCCAGAGAGCGCGGCAUCUUCUUGCCUUCACCAAGGCGUUCCGCGGUAAAAACCUUUGCUCCACGAUUCCGCGGAGAUAGCGAUUAGGCGAUCACGUGGCCAAACGUUGGGUACGAUUUUCUGAUUGAAGUUGUGCUUUAUGCUACUUUCGAACGUGGCUGACGGUGGAAUCGGAGCGUGUGAGUGAGCGCUCCCCGUUC